AUGGACGAAUUAGGCCUCGGAAAGAAGAAACAAUCACCAGGCGGUGCUGAUCAAAUGGAUGUUGAUGAAGUCAGCGCUCAAGCACAAGCUACCGAACAACAGGAUGAAUUGAGCGUGCUUCUCAAACCUCUUCAAGAACUUUCCGAACAAGAUCUCUACAAAAAGCUUAAACAUAUUGAGAGUGAGCUUGAAUUUCAUGAUAUCCAAGAAGAAUAUGUCAAGUACGAACAAAAGAACUUGAAAAGAGAAUUAUUAAGAGCCAAAGAGGAGGUGAAACGAAUCAAAUCAGUACCUCUCGUAAUUGGACAAUUCUUGGAAAUGAUUGAUCAAAAUACUGGAAUUAUUUCUUCAACAACUGGCUCAUCGAGUCAUGUUCGAAUCUUGAGCACGAUUGACAGAGAAUUAUUGAAGCCCAAUGCUUCAGUUGCCCUACACAGACAUUCAAGUGCUUUGGUAGAGGUUUUACCCCCUGAAGCAGACAGUAGUAUUCAAUUGGUUGGAGCUAAUGAACGACCUGAUGUUACCUACGCAGAUAUUGGAGGUUUAGAUAUUCAAAAACAAGAAAUUAGAGAGGCCGUUGAGCUUCCACUGACACACUUUGGAUUAUAUGAACAAAUUGGUAUCGAUCCACCAAGAGGUGUUUUAUUGUAUGGACCUCCUGGUACUGGAAAGACCAUGUUGGCCAAAGCAGUUGCCCACCAUACCACUGCUGCUUUCAUUAGAGUAGUUGGUUCAGAAUUUGUACAAAAGUAUCUCGGUGAAGGUCCAAGAAUGGUUCGUGACGUGUUCAGAUUGGCUCGUGAAAAUGCACCUGCUAUUGUUUUCAUUGACGAAGUCGAUUCAAUUGCUACCAAACGUUUUGAUGCUCAAACAGGAGCCGAUCGUGAGGUACAACGUAUUUUGCUCGAGUUGUUGACACAAAUGGAUGGUUUCGAACAAACUACCAAUGUCAAAGUGAUCAUGGCUACCAAUAGAUGGGAUACUUUGGAUCCUGCUUUGCUUCGUCCAGGUCGUUUGGAUAGAAAGAUUGAGUUCCCACUACCAGACCGUCGACAAAAACGUUUGGUAUUCCAAGUUUGUACCAGUAAGAUGAAUUUAGCAGAAGACGUUGAUUUGGAAGAUUAUGUUUCCCGUCCUGACAAGAUAUCAUGUGCUGAGAUUGCAGCGAUUUGUCAAGAGGCAGGUAUGCAAGCUGUGAGAAAGAACAGAUAUGUCGUCACGGCCAAAGAUUUUGAAAAGGGCUACAAGACCCACGUGAGAAAGACUGAUGGCGAUCAUGAAUACUUGUUACGUUAA
Naegleria fowleri is the source of this 1296-nucleotide messenger RNA. RefSeq lists its product as uncharacterized. The coding region runs from base 1 to 1296 and encodes 431 amino acids. The transcript has 2 exons. Gene Ontology annotation, molecular function: ATP binding; ATP hydrolysis activity; proteasome-activating activity. NCBI's taxonomy places the organism in Eukaryota, Heterolobosea, Eutetramitea, Acrasida, Naegleriidae. Gene Ontology annotation, cellular component: proteasome regulatory particle, base subcomplex. Gene Ontology annotation, biological process: proteasome-mediated ubiquitin-dependent protein catabolic process. The record is from RefSeq and is a predicted model, not a curated record.